UUUUGUAGGUCAGUAUAUUGAUACAUUAAUGCAUCAUGAUAUAACUAGUUUUGGUAACUAGACUCAUAUUGUAGGUCGAUUUAUUGAUGCAUAACAAAGUUGCCUAUGUUAUGGCUGUGCACAUUAAAUGUCAGUGUUCUGCUAUUUGUCAUCAUGCUUUUACACACUGCGAUGUCCGACGAAGGUUUCCUUACCCAUACAACAUUUACAACCUGUCAUGGAAAACAUGGUAGAAGAAAUACACAAGUUUGUCAAGGAACAUAAUUAACAAAAUCUUGAUUCUAUUUUCAAGAGUGUCCAACAUCUGAAAAUACAACCAUGCAAUAGAAAUCCAUGACCGAGAGUGUGCGACACCUUGACAAUGUUGACCCCACACCUAAAUUAUUAGUGUAUUGUUUAUCAUGAAAUAAGAUAAGUGUCAGACUGUCAUUAUCAAGAUUAUCAGUGUCAGAGUUUCUUUGUGAAUGUACUAGGCGACAGCUUGCAGUUGGCAGGUUGGAACAAUAAUGUGUGAUUAUGGAAGUGUGCCACUGAUUUGACUGUACAUGGAUGCCCUGCUGAAUUGGGUAGAAUUAACUGUAACAAAGACUCUGAUGGUAUCACACAACUUAAUACACAACAAUGUAAGUGAAAAAUCUUUAAGCAUGUUUAGAUCUCUUUGCCAUUCAGCUUCCCUGCUUGUUAUAUCAGUUUGUGGUACAGAAUGUGUUUCUGUUAUAUUAUGAAUGUUGUGUGAACAUAAAUGGUAAAGCAUUUGCAUGAUUUGCGACUUCUUAAAUUGUUCUUUAUUCCUACCAAAAAGCUGUUUGUGGUUGUUGUAUGUAUGAACACUGAGUAUCUAACAUGUUCAGUUGCAGAUUAGAAACAAUUUGUUCUUGUCUAGCCUGCAAAAAAUGAUCUGCUACAGAGUUGCUGUCCCCUGAAAGGCUUGUUUGACUGUGAAGAUGUUUAAUGGACUCUUCAAAUAUAGUUGCAGGUUGUGAGCUAGACCCUGGUACAGGUGAUGGAGCAGACUGUGGCUGUGAAGGAAUUGUUUGAUGGGCUCUACAACACCAUCGUGGGACCAGGUUUUUACACAGUCAGUGGAGUAAAGAGAAAAAGACCGAAAGUUCCUAAAUCAAAUCUUGAGUGUCCAGGAUCACCAGAGGAGAAGACGUCUUUAGUUUCUAGCGAGGACAGCUGUAAUGAAGGGAAGGAAUGUAGACAGUCCACUGAAAGUGGAGACAAAGAUAGAGCUCAUAAAUCAAGUGCAGGAAGUGAUUCAGAUAUUAUUUGUGAUUACAAUGCGAGUAACGACAUUAACACAGCUCUAGUUUCACACAAACCAUCUAAUCACAUACCCAGAACUGAAAACACUAAGACUUUGGAACACAAGAACAAGUGUGACACCGCUGAUCCUGUACCAAGUAAACAGACAAAGGAUGAUCAAGGUGUUUGUGUUUCUAUAAAGUCAAAAUCUUACGUCACAAAGGAGCAGGGAUGUGCAUCAAAGUAUACCUGCAGUAAAGUACCCCUUGACUUGACAAGAUCAAGUCGCGGUAGUGGUGGUAAAAGUAGUGUUGUGUCUGUAGGGAAAGCUGAUGGGAGUGAUGGGACUUCUAAACAGUCUCAGACAUCGCAAGGAGAAGAUUCUAAUGUGUCAGCUGUAGAUUGCUCAUCAAAGGAAACUCAUGCUUCACAGCAAACAAGUCUCAGAGGUGCAGACCUUACAGUCUCAGCCAGAACUUUGGGGAGACCUCAGAUGUCGCCAGAAAAGUCUGUGAAGCGUAGAAGACAGUCACCUGAUGAGGAGACUUCAGUCAGUGCAAAGAAACUGCACGUAGAAGAAAAGAAAACUGCUUCCAUUCUGACUGAUGAUGGAAGACGUGUCACAAUUCCUGGUGCAGCUGACCUUACAGUCUCAUACAGGAGAAGUUCGGGGAAACCUCAGAUGUCACCUGAGAAGUAUCUGAAGUGUAGGAGACAGUCAUCUGAUGAGGAGACUUCAGGUGGUGCAGAGAAACUGCAUGUAGAAGAGAAGACAACUGCUUCCAUUCUGAAGACUGAUGAUGGAAGACUUGUCACAAUUCCUGGAAGCACAGCAAGUGCCAGUAGGGAUGCCGAUUCCCAGAGUGACAUCAGUACCGACUCUCAUGCCAGUGGAUAUUCUAAGUCAAGACCUGCUGUUCUGCCCCUACCAACAUCAGGGGGAACACCAGUUGACAGCCAUCGAAAACUGAGACAGAAAACAGCACCUGGAAACCCAAAUAGGAUAUUAUCUUCUAGUCCAGUAAAGAUUUCAGCUGACAAGUCUGAAACAAAAACUUCACCAGUGAAGAGAAAACUUGAUGCUGAAUCAAGUGAGGAUUUGUGUUGCAAGAAGGUCAAGCUCAAGUCUAAUCAAGGAAGCCCAAAGAAAGGUUCAGAUUCCAAAAAGAAAACAGAUAAACACAAAAAGCAGAGUCCAGAAAGAAACAAAGUCAGGACAAUAUCAAAAUUAGGGAAAGAUGACAAAGAUGGUAAAACGAAACCUUUAAAGCAGAAUAUGACAGCAUCUGUCAAAGGUCAUACAAUUCAGUCGAUUAGAGGACAUAUUAAUCUUAAGAAGCCCAAACAGUGUUCAAACAAUACUCCAGCAAAGCUUCCUAGUCGGAGUAGUUGUCGUCACAUUGUGCAGAGGCAGUUAAGAAGUUCCACAAAAAAUGUGUCUGGUAAACUUAUUUCCCCAGAAGCCAACAAAUCAUCGCCAAGGAAACCGUGUUUGCGAGGUGUACAAAAAGCUCAAUGUUCCAAUCUUUCGAAACAAAAAAAUAACAGACAUCAUAGUAGCAUAAAGCAGAAAGUGCACGCAAGAAAACCCCGAAAAAGAAGCGAUUUAAAGCACAAAAGUAAGCAGGCUGUGACUGUUAAGCAGCGGUCAAACAUUAUUAAGCAUAAAAGUAAGAGCAAAAGACAUGUUCGAAGGCCUGUUGAGGCCAUGUCAGUGGAUGAGGUGCUGGCUAAACAGCAGCAGGUCAUUGCUGAGCACAGCAAAGAAGCAGACAAGUUUGAGGAUGGUAACAUCAUUUCAGCUUUGUGUCAGCUUGAGGACAGAGCCAAGGCAUUGCAUUCACAUGACCUUGAUCUUCUUAUGCCCAUGACAGACUUGUUGUCAGCCAAUCAGAAUACUGUAUUGGGUGUCAGGGGUCAAGGACAAAAUACUCAUCCAGGUGGUGUGUGGAAAAAAUUAAUUCCUGAAAAUUAAGUGAAUUCAACUUGAUUAACCAUAUUGCGUUUUUAUAUAUAUUUAUUUUUGUCAUCAAACAACACAUUUGAUAUUCCUUGGUUUACAGACACAAAAUGAAAUAGAUCCUAUGUGCUCCUUAUUGGUCUAUAAGAGAAGCAGGUAGCAUCACUGGUCCAGCGGGUCUUGCUUUGGAAGAAAGGAACUCAAACCCAUGGACAGCAGAUCCUGGCAUGGCAAAGAGAGGCAACUCUGUAUAGCAAAUCGUUUGGUCGUAUACUACUGGGCUAUCUGUGUUGCCCACUUGAAUUUUACUACAGGUAUUGCAACAAUUCAACAGUAGACUGCAUUUGACUGUCAUCUGAAAUGUGUCUUCAAUAUGAUCCAUUGGGAUUGUAGGAGAAUCUAUGACUAGGCUGACUGUGUGUUAUUGUACCCCAAUGUUUAUGAAUCCAUCUUCAGAUUUAGGAGGUCAAAAUGUUGUGACUCCAACCACAGUCUUAGUGUCAGCAUCUUUAUUUAUUUAUUCAUUUAUCACCCAAAACUUGCUUCCACAGGAGAUUUCACAAGUGAUAUCUCCUUGAGAUGUCACUACAAUUAAAUUGCACCACAAUACUUUGCAGACCAAUGUGAUGUCAUCAGUUACAAUGAUGUCAAAAUCAAAUGACAUCACUAAUCUCUGUGCCACUGAAGCUAGUUAGCUCAAUAGGUGUACUAUUUACACUCAAGACACUGGUUAAUACGGUUUACAAACUGAAAAAGUUGGAAGAAUGCUUUGGAUGAUAAAUGGAAUCUCGCCCGUGUCUUUCAAGCUCAAAUAUAUCCUAAAACGUACUGAUAAAAGGAAAUAUACCCUCAGCAAUGCUCGAAUAUUUCUAGCUUUUGUCAUCUCGUCUUGAUAUAUUUGAUCUUGGAACACCCCUUUGUGAGACUUUCUAUUUAUUUAUAUAUUUAUUUGUUUUAUCCAAGGAGUGGGACAUCCUUGGUUUGUCGCCCGCCAUUCCUCAUUCUGCACAAUGACAGACUAACCGUCUACAGUUAGUGGGACUAAAAAUAUGUAAUGCUCUUCUCAGCAUGAAGUACCGGUUUUUUGUCACGAGAGGUAAGCUAUCAUUAUCAUUAGGGUGGACAACUGUUUUUACUACCUUACACUGAAAAAUGGACUUAUUAUCAAAGAAGAACUACAGUAAAGAUAUCAGGGAUGGUUGUUAUUCAAUCAGAUGGAUCAAUUGUUGGUCUGCUCGUGCCAAAGGGAGUGAAACUGUGUUACAUCAUGUACAUAGAAUAAAGACUAUAAUGUA
Molecule: messenger RNA, 4503 nt
Organism: Haliotis rufescens (red abalone)
Lineage: Eukaryota; Metazoa; Mollusca; Gastropoda; Lepetellida; Haliotidae
Product: serine/arginine repetitive matrix protein 2-like
Exons: 5
Coding region: 1004-3223 (739 amino acids)
Source: RefSeq, a predicted model, not a curated record